Coffea eugenioides is the source of this 1093-nucleotide messenger RNA. RefSeq lists its product as uncharacterized. NCBI's taxonomy places the organism in Eukaryota, Viridiplantae, Streptophyta, Magnoliopsida, Gentianales, Rubiaceae. The transcript is spliced from 3 exons. Bases 32 to 781 code for a protein of 249 amino acids. The record is from RefSeq and is a predicted model, not a curated record.
ACCUCACGCAGGGACCGUGAGCUAGUACAAAAUGCAGUGUGUGGUGAAAAUGGCGGAGGGAGACGGUGGUGGACGACGAGGCAGGCCGAAGCAGCCGAAGCUGACUAUGGAACAAUACCUCGACUUCAUUCACAGCCACAAGCAGCUUGAUCUCACCGUUCACCACCUCAACCAGAUCAUCGACAUGCACGGCUUCAUGAAAAUCCGCGGCCCUCAGAAGAGUCUUCUGCUUGAACUUGUGAAGUCGCUGGAGCUAAUGGAUCCUUCCCGGUCAACGCUUGAGGACGACGGCGUAUCCUCCGACGCCUUCUUGUCGCUGGAUGACGUCAUCAAGGACCUUAACGAGCUCAAAUGGCAAGAGUGCUGCGUCACAUCUCUGCAAACCCUAAACUCCGCCAACCUCCACCACCAGCGCGACGGUGGAAGCCUCAACAGCGGCGGCCAAGGCUCUAUUUCCACUAUUGGAACGAGUAUCGUCUCAACUGCUUCAGAGAAGCCUAAAAAGACGCGAAGAAAGCGCCGGAAAGUCGCUCAAAUUGAUGGCGGUGAAGACAGCGUUUCUGCUGGCUUGAACGUCGGGGGUUCUGAAACGGCCACGUGUUCACCGAACUGUUGGGGACCGCGGAAGAAGAGGACAGUGAAGUACGUUAAUUUGAGUGGAAAUGGCGACGGCAGCGUUGUCAACUUUGGUGUUGGUGUCGCUGCUUCUGUAGCUUCAGCCGGCGAGGUUCAGGUCCAGCCCUCGGCUUCUCCGUCGCCGAUUCUUGUGGUUGAUUCGUAGAUGACUGAGGACAAAAUGGCGCAUCUGGGGUUUGGAGAGAAGGAGAGGGUAUUUUUGUCUGUUCAUAUAUGGCGAGGUUCUAACUUUUUUCUCUGGUGGUAGAACGUGGAGGAAUAUCUGAAAUUCUAAUAUUACUUUUUUUUUUCUGAGAGAGACAAAAGUGGAAGUAAGUGAAUUGACUUUUUAUGUGAAAUGUUAUUAGAGACGGUAAUCUGUUUUGAUUAAACGUAAUUGAUUGUAAAAUGACUCGCACAUACCUGCGGAUUCCAUUCGACAGACCCAAUAUAUGUACCGGGGUUACCAAUUCGGUUU